ACAGCACAAUGCAGCAACCACUUCAAUUUCUAGUUUUAUGAUACACAUGCUAUUGUUACCCUAUAGAUUCGGUAGUAAGGUCGACCGAACCCGAAGUAUUUCUGACUAGACGAUUCUCGACCACCGGAGACUUUUAAUUUCUUCUUCCCUGUCACAGGAAGAAGGAAACAGCAACGAGGAUUUAAUUAUCUGGCACCCUUCCUCUGAAAAUUGACGCGGCUUUAUUUUAUCGAGAAAAGCCAAUUUUGAUGGAGCGCAUUUGCAUACACUGGUUGGCCGUAUCGACUUUGCUCGGCGGGUAUGACGUCUGAAAUCCAAGUUCCAGCCACGAAAGGAAAAGAGAAGAAACGGCAUCAAUAACUCUGACUGCUUUUCCAGAACAACUACAAUCGUCCACUGGAGCUUGGGGAAUCCGGACAUUAAGAAACGUUCCGAACGGCUGGAAGGACUAUUGCUUUCCAUUCAUCUGGAUGCCCUCUUGCUUAAAGGUCAAGAAAACUAUGCUCGGAGUUAACAGCGUCAGUCGCCAGUCAGUGUUGUGCUUCAAAACUGGACUGGUUCCCUCAACAUCUUAAAAAAUCGUUUUACUUUCAAGUUUCAAAGUGUUUCUUUCGCCCAUCAUUGAUAUGUGGAAAUGACAUGGAAUUUUGUUGAGUCAGGCUACGCUAUGCCUUGUCUACGUGACUAUCCCUUGGAGUCAGGGUCGUGCUACCCAUCAGAGAACUGCCCGAGUCUAGGGAACUAUCCCUAUGCUUCAAACCCUGACAGCUUGGAUCACAACAACAGGCAUCAUGUAUCGUUUUCUUACUAUUCAACUAAUCCCAGUAGUUCGGACAAUUUGACCUAUUUUUCAUAUCCUCAAUAUCAGCAGCCGACUUAUAGAGACAGUCCCUACGUUUGGAUCGGUCCCAAUAACUUUGACAUUCCCUACGGGUCAACUCAAGGUCAGAAGCAGCUCGAAGAAGGACCAGUGACGUCACGACCGUCGCAGAGAAGACAUGCCACAGGUGAGCGAAGUGACCGCUCGAGCAGAAAACGCCGCGCCCCGACCCUGGCCCAGCGGAGGGCUGCCAACAUCAGAGAACGUCGCAGGAUGUACAAUCUGAACGAGGCCUUUGACUGUCUCCGCCAAAGGAUUCCGACUUUCGCCUACGAGAAACGGCUGUCUCGUAUUGAAACCUUACGACUUGCAAUAUCUUACAUCUCUUUCAUGACCGGAAUCGUCAACGGUGAAGACCCUAACACACUUAGGGUCAGUGUGUAUGACCCUCCAUCGUUUCCCUCUUCUUCUGAAAGCAUUCGGGCAGUGAGAGAAAGAGGAGAAGAUCCUGAGGACAGUGUCGAAGGUGGAACAGAUGUUUGUGAAGAGCUAAAUGAACACGAGGGAGAGUUUUGUGGGGAGGAAGAAGAAGAAGAGGAGGAAGAUGAAGAUGAGGUUGACGAUGACAUCGAUGACGAAAUGAAUGAUGGUGAUAAAGACGAGACUGGGAACAGUGAUACCAAACUCUCAAAUGGACAUGGAGUAUGCUCAGAUUACGAACACUUUGGGCUUGGAACUGAACAAGGACAAGGAUUUUACACUGAGCAGCUUCCCUGUGGGUGAGCCUUCGUCGGUUUUCAAGAUGAAGGUUGUUGAACUAAGUGUGUAUAUCGACACACAAUGGAAAAUCAUAUUCAUCAAAAUCCACAAACAGCUCUCCGCGUAACAUCAGUGGCGGUGGUGGGAGCAUACAUAAUUCUAUAAUAGAUGAAGGAUUUUAUGGAGGUUUCUGCCUGCUAUGGCUGUGUAACGCCACUUAUGUAUUAAUAAAGUGGAGAUGUGUUUUAUUGAGUGUUUUCACGGGCAAAGCAUUAACUAAUAUGUUAUGGCGUAUAGCUCUGGUGUAUAUGAAUUCUUUCAUGAGGAAAGAGAAUGAGAUGAUCUAUCGUCUUUCUGGUCUUUAGUAUUAUUUUUGAGUGCAGCAAUAGAAUCAAAUACAACGUAAGUAUUAAACUUUACUUUAUCCAAAAC
Messenger RNA from Aplysia californica (California sea hare), 2011 nucleotides. RefSeq lists its product as uncharacterized. The transcript has a single exon. The record is from RefSeq and is a predicted model, not a curated record. Gene Ontology annotation, biological process: developmental process; regulation of transcription by RNA polymerase II. The coding region runs from base 635 to 1603 and encodes 322 amino acids. Lineage: Eukaryota; Metazoa; Mollusca; Gastropoda; Aplysiida; Aplysiidae. Gene Ontology annotation, molecular function: RNA polymerase II transcription regulatory region sequence-specific DNA binding; protein dimerization activity; DNA-binding transcription factor activity, RNA polymerase II-specific.